AUGGCUACUCGAUUCUUACUGCUAAUUCUAGCAAUGUCAAGCUUUCUAUUUCAAAACACUGUAGAAUUAACAACUUUCUCGUCCAGGCUGAUACACAGAUUAUCUGAGGAAUAUAGGGAAGUUAGGGUUUCAAGGGACGGGCACGUGAAUGGCACGUGGUGGCCGGAGAAGAAGAGCAAGGAGUAUUACCAGAUGCUAGUGACUAGUGACUUCAAGAGGCAGAAAUUGAAGCUUGGUCCGCAUUUUCAGCUUCUCUUCCCUUCUCAGGGCAGCAAAACGAUGUCGCUUGGCAAUGACUUCGGAUGGUUGCAUUACACGUGGAUUGAUAUAGGGACACCACGUGUGUCGUUUCUAGUGGCUUUGGAUUCCGGGAGUGAUUUGUUUUGGGUACCUUGUGAUUGUGUGCAGUGUGCUCCUUUAUCUGCUAGUUACUACAGUAGUCUGGAUAGAGAUCUGAAUGAAUAUAGUCCAUCUCAGUCAAGCACCAGCAAGCACUUAUCUUGCAGUCAUCAGUUGUGUAACAUGGAUCCAAACUGCAAAAGCCCAAAGCAGUCAUGCCCUUACACUAUUGAUUAUUAUACAGAAAGCACAUCCAGUUCUGGAUUGCUGGUUGAAGACAUACUACAUCUUGCAUCUGGUGGUGAUGACACACUGAAUACUUCUGUGAAGGCUCCAGUGAUCAUAGGAUGUGGUAUGAAGCAAAGUGGUGGCUACUUAGAUGGUAUUGCCCCUGAUGGUCUUUUGGGUUUGGGGCUGCAAGAAAUUUCAGUUCCAAGUUUUCUUUCUAAAGCAGGAUUAAUUCGGAACUCUUUCUCAAUGUGCUUUAAUGAGGACGAUUCUGGGAGAAUAUUUUUUGGUGAUCAGGGACCAGCUGUCCAGCAAUCUGCACCAUUUCUGAACUUAAAUGGGAACUACACAACCUACUUUGUCGGAGUGGAGGCUUGUUGUGUUGGCACUUCUUGUCUUAAGCGGAGUAACUUCAGCGCAUUGGUAGAUAGUGGCACAUCAUUUACAUUUCUUCCAGAUGAUGUUUUUGAAAUGAUUGCCAAAGAGUUUGACACACAAGUGAAUGCUUCAAGAUCUAGCUUUGAAGGGUAUCCUUGGAAGUAUUGCUACAAGACCAGUUCACAGGACUCAUCCAAGGUUCCGUCUCUUAGGCUUAUGUUCCCUCAGAACAACAGCUUUAUGGUCCACAAUCCUGUUUUUAUGAUCUAUGGCAUUCAGGGAGUUAUUGGAUUUUGUUUGGCCAUUCAGCCAACAGAUGGGGAUAUUGGAACAGUUGGACAAAAUUUCAUGAUGGGAUAUCGAGUGGUCUUUGAUAGGGAAAAUUUGAAGUUAGGGUGGUCACGCUCUAAUUGUGGAGAUGAAGCUGAUGGUAAGACAAUGCCCGUUGCUCCUCCAACUGGGACACCCCAGAAUCCAUUGCCAACCAAUGAGCAGCAGAGCACUCCUGGAGGACAUGCUGUGUCACCUGCUGUUGCUGGAAGAGCUCCAUCCAAGCCAUCAUCUGCAUCAAGCCAACUAAUUUCGACCUGGUUUUGUUUGUUAAAAUUGGUGCUGCCACUGUUUCUACUGCAUCCAGUUGUUUCAGCUUCAUGA
Dovyalis caffra is the source of this 1599-nucleotide messenger RNA. The record is from the annotation of a GenBank genome assembly. Lineage: Eukaryota; Viridiplantae; Streptophyta; Magnoliopsida; Malpighiales; Salicaceae.